Messenger RNA from Caenorhabditis auriculariae, 3908 nucleotides. Lineage: Eukaryota; Metazoa; Nematoda; Chromadorea; Rhabditida; Rhabditidae. The record is from the annotation of a GenBank genome assembly.
AUGGAAUCCCACCAACGUCAUUCGACGCUCCGUGUCGCUUGGGAGUAUAUAGACGACCUGAGAAUCCUCUUCAAUGCUCGUUUGAAUCAUCUCGAGGCAUGGCAGGUUCUUACUUCUACUCUAUUCGAAUAAUCUAACAGAAUAUCCAAGGUGGUUUGCUAUUCUCUGUCUUUCUGCUUCUUCAUCGCCUGGUUCCGCCGCAUGACUCGAUCCAGUGAACCGCUUUUUGUCCAGAUCAAGUGCACAGAAAUGUUUUUUCUUCUAAAAUCGAACUAAUUGAAGACUUUCGACGUACAAAGUUUUGCGGUCGCUGCCAUGGGUGAAGCGGAAGAUCGAGGCCGAGUUGGCACGAGCGAUGAAGGACAUCGAGGACGAGGUCCACCAGUGCGACCAGAACCGUGGCUUCUACAAGUUUUUGCCGGAACGAUGUAUGGGCGAGGAGGAGAUCCUGGCCGAGGCGCGUCGCUACGCGAUGAUGGGCGAAAGAAGGUUCUUUUUAGGCUUUUGGUCGGCAUCUGAAGAGAACAAAUUCUUAGAUAUAUGCAGCACUCAGAUCCUCAAACUCGGAAUGAAGAUAUGCAGCUCUGCGCAAAGGUUGACCUUUCUGAAGGAAUUGAUUUCGACGUUCUGUAGGUGUUCGACCUCUUCUCUCACUCGGAUCCUCACCGUUCUGACGCCUUUCCCGGCGUCCGCAAGAUGGAAGCAGAGAUUCUGCGGAUGACGUGCGCCAUGUUUCACGGAGGCAAAGAUUCUUGCGGAGUCGUCGCCGGCGGCGGAACAGAAGCUCUCCUUCUUGCUUGCUUAGGUUCGUAUUUCACUGCUUCUGUACUCAACCGAGUAUACUAUAAUGAAAAAUAAUUUCGAUACUCGUAGUCAAGAAGAAGAGGCAAAUAUUGGAAAGAUUCAGAGUACCCGGCGAUAACUUUUAUGAAGUUAAACUUUGACAAAAAAAAAUGGCGUGAGAUCAUUCUUGAGUCUCUGGCUGCUCUAGAGCUGUUUCUAUAAGUUCCAACAUAUUGAAUAAUUGAAGUGAAAUCCUGGAUUGGAAACGAAUGAAUAGUGGAAAAAGGGUUUCAGAAGUCUUAAAGCGAUUUCUCAGUUGAUGGAGCGAAUAUUGUUCAACUUUCUCUAUUACUGUAGAAUGAUUGCAAGAAAGUAAAUUCUGAACUUUUAGAGACUUACGAAAGACUAAAUGUCCAGUAGUUUUUUGAUCUGGUUUGAUAAAGACUUUACAAAAGUUUUCCAUGAGCACAGCUAUGUUUUAGCGGACAUUUGCAGCUUACCGCAACCGAUGUCGUUCGAUGAGCGAUUAUCGAGCGGAGAUCGUCGCUCCAUCGACGGCCCAUCCCGCUUUGGACAAAGCCGCCGCCCUUUUUGACAUGACCAUCCGAAGGUCCUCUUUUCGAAAUUUCUUACUUGCAUUCAAUUAUCAAUCAGUUAUUCUGCGUAAAAAUAUCUCAAAGGAAGGACGCGAAGUUUGAAUUUUUUCGGAACUUAAAAUCUUUAUAUUACAUAAAAAGCCAGGCGUUUGAACCUAAAAGGAAAGACAAGGUUGGGUUAUACAAAAUAGAAUCUGAAAAUGCUUGAAUGAUACUCCGAAAAAAAAUUAUUUUUCAAGUUUCUUUUUACAAAAAUGGUGAAUGUUCUAUAAAAACGGCCGCUCUUUUGAUCUUCUUUUUGUUCAGGAUUCCCGUGCGCGAAGAUGAUGACCGGGCGGACCUCGGCGCCAUGAAACGCGCUAUCGGACCGCACACUUGCAUGGUUGGUUUUUUUGUUCGGAUUCUUCUUUUCCACGCGAUCUUGUCUUCAGAUAAUUGCCAGCGCACCCAACCAUAUCACCGGAUCUGUGGAUCCGAUCGAAAAACUGGCCAAGGUGAAGCCUUUCAAAGUAUAUUUGGUCAUGAAACAUGAAGGCAAUGAGAAAGCUUUGUGGAAAUGGUGAUUUCGUUCCCGUUAUUUGGGAUUCAAAGUUUCAAUAUUUCUAGUUUUUUUUUGUUCUUGCAAGAAGAACCGGGGAUAUUCACGGCUGAUAAGCCGAGAAUGAAACGGGAAUGUUAGCUUUGAAGUAUGAUGAUUAAUUUUUGCAGUUGGCCCAACGCUACCAGAUUCCGCUGCACGUCGACUGCACCCUCGGCGGCUUCCUGCUGCCUUUCAUGGAGUACGCGGAUUAUCCCGUUCCGGCCUUCGAUUUCCGAAUUCCUGGCGUCACCUCUAUCUCCACCGACCUUCACCGUGUCCGUUUAACCUUUUUUUGAAUCUUUGAUCAGCAUAAUAAUUCUGUCAGAACUGCGUUUUUGAUCAAGUUUCACUUCUAGUAUGGCCAAUGUCCCGGAAUCCUGUCGGUGUUGAUGUACCGUGAUCCGACGAUGCUUCGUCAUCAGUUCUUCACCAACUCGAACUGGCCUGGUGGUGCCUAUGCGACGCCUACGAUGGACGGCGCCAGAGACGGUGGCGCCGUCGCCACAACGUGGGCCACCAUGCUGCGAAAGGUAUUUUCAUCACAGAGUUUUAAAAAAAUAAUUAAAAUCCAAUUUCUUUUGAAUUAACAACAAAUAGUGCGGAGAUAAAAUUUUCCAUCCCUUCAUGUUACUCAUUUUCGCGUUUUCCUGAAUGGUAAAAUGAAAAAAAAAUGAAAAAACUUUCUUUCAAACCAAAAGGUACAUGAUAAAAAAUGUCUGAAGAUCAAAACAGAACUUCUCGAUUACAGAAUGAAUUUAGGGUCGUGAUGGCUACGUGAAUGCUUGUCAGAGAGUCGUCGAGGCCACUCGUUUGCUGGGAGAUAAACUUUCCUCGACUGAUGGUACGAAUCCUUUUCCCUCUGGCUUCAGUCCUUGUCCUAGGAAUCUCUCUCCGUGGAUCUGCGGACUUGUGCGUCGUCGCUUUCACGACUUCCGAAGUGGAUAUCUACACCGUCGUCGACCAGAUGGUCGCCAAGGUUCUACUGAAGUGCGAGAACCUCCUAGGGAUCACUUCAGGGAUGGCAUGUCGAUCCUCUCCUGUCCCCGAUGGCGGCGCGUGUCGCCGUCACACUAGGAAUGUGUGAAGAAGGCGUAAUCGAUGCUUUCAUGGAUGACGUCAUCGACGCCAUCGGAUGCAUCAAGUCUCCAUUAUUUCGUGCUUAAAGUCAACUGAGAAUUUCAGAACUGGAGAAGCGAAGCCGGGCAACACGACUUCUCUCUACCAUAUGCUAGCUAAGGUUGAACUUUUUUUGGUGUGAUCAGAAACUUUUCGAAUUCGCUUGUUUUUCAACUUAGAGUUUUUUGUUGAAAAGCUGGUGACAAAAGGAGAACAUUGACUCUUUCACGAAUUUCUGCACAGAUUUGAAUAAUUUUAAAAGAGAGAAUAUGAUUUUCCUCCUCAUAUUUUUAAUCAGAAUGACUUUAUUUCAUGAACGGAAACAAGAGCGAUGAAAACCACUGGAAAAAAAUAAGAUAUAUUACAAACAUUUUCAUAGUAAAUGUUUCAGUUUUUUUUUUUUGACCUGUAAUUGGCAAAAGUUUUCUAAAGGUGUUUGUUUUUUUUUUUACGAAUUAUAAACAGCUACGAAAUCGCCAAAAUAGUCAUGACAAAACAAUUUUUCUCUGUUUUGUGUUGCGCGAACUGAUGAAUCAUGACAAAAAAACAAGUGAGGAAGAGGAAAUUGCAGGUCUCGGACCGCAGUCUUAUCGACGAGCUCUCCUUGUUGCGCCUCUACGCCCACUACAGCAUUCCACCGACUUUCGAACGCCGCAAUCUUCGGUUUGUCAUCCUACGGAAGUCGCCCCAAUCGAAAUUACAGUGCGCUGUCCGUGGAGGGCCGGAAGAUGAGCAUGUUGGCCAACUCGGAAACCCAGAAAAAGCUCGAAGACCUGCGACGCCGUUACAUCCACGAAAAGAGCUCUAAAGAACCCAAAGCCGAAUUCUCUUGA